AUGACCCGACUCUCAGAAGACAUUCCAUUCCCUGGUCAACUAGCGCAUGAGCCUGCACCGCAGGCUGAAGCUGUUGUAUCGGGUGUCGAUGCUUGGGUUGUUUAUCAGCUCAAAAACAACCUUCUACGUGGUGUUCACUACGAGAACCAGCUCUAUGGACAUUGGAAUGCUUAUCUAUAUGAAUUGUUCCCGUCCAGAAGGCGCUUCAUGAUCACCCCACAAGCAAUUAUUCGGACACCCGUUGCCGGCGAGGGAGAACCUGAAGACAUCGAUGACGCUGAUAGAUCCUUUGGAUCUACUGGGGCAAUUUUUGAGUCCAGGAAUCUUCCUGGCUUUGAGGAAUGUAUAAAAUAUCCCGAUUUUGUUCCUUUCAAAGAAGUACCACAAGUGGACGGAGAAAUUAUUCACCAUCCGAUCACCAUUGUGGAAGUCAAACGCGACCUGCAAGGUUUAGAAGAUGGCCACAGCCAGAUGGUGGGCUACAUGACGACAGCGGCGCGCCAUCGCAACACUCCUCGCACCUUACGCGGGUUCCUUUUGGGGGGACAUCAUCUGAAAGUAUAUACUAUACAAACGGGGAUUGAAGGUGCUGAACCUGAAGUGGGAGAUCGUCGUGACAUACUCGUGCCUCAGCAGGAGGAAGGCAGUUAUGAUAUUGCACUGGAGCUGGCCAAAUUAGCUGCAGAGCGCUGGAAUGAGGUGGCAGCCUAA
Messenger RNA from Cyclocybe aegerita, 711 nucleotides. NCBI's taxonomy places the organism in Eukaryota, Fungi, Basidiomycota, Agaricomycetes, Agaricales, Hemipholiotaceae. The record is from the annotation of a GenBank genome assembly.